Patella vulgata (common limpet) is the source of this 1047-nucleotide messenger RNA. Its product is annotated as E3 ubiquitin-protein ligase TRIM33. The transcript is spliced from 2 exons. Gene Ontology annotation, molecular function: zinc ion binding. Lineage: Eukaryota; Metazoa; Mollusca; Gastropoda; Patellidae. Bases 1 to 1047 code for a protein of 348 amino acids. The record is from RefSeq and is a predicted model, not a curated record.
AUGGCGGAAAAGACGGAUAAUAACAACUGUAGUAUCUGUUUAAAUGGCUUCACAGAAUCUAAAAUUAUUGAAUGUGGACAUGAAUUUUGUGUAAAAUGUUUGGAGGAUUAUGUUAGUAAAGUUGGUAAAGAUAACCGGUUUCCAUGUCCUCUGUGUCGUGAAGAUGUCACCAUUCUGGAUGGCGGAAUUAAAAAUCUUUCGUCAACUGGUAAAGUGGAGGCAGUGGCUUCUAAACCUUGUGACGUUUGUAGAUCUACGUCCGUAGCUGAGUUUCAGUGUGUCAAUUGUGAUAAAUGUUUAUGUUCAUCUUGUAAAAUUGCACACGAUUCGUUUUUUUCGGAUCACUACGUUUUUGGAAUAAAUGAAACUGCAAAUAUACAAAAGGGACGAAAGAUCUUUUGUAGCCACCAUGAAACUGAGAAGUUGGAAUUUUAUUGCCAAGACUGUUGUCAGAUCAUCUGUAAAAUUUGUAUGAUGUCAUCUCACCAAGACCAUAAUACACCAAAAAUAUGUGAUUAUGAGACCAAGGCUACAGAGGAAUUACACAAACUAAAGCAACAAUUGGAUGAAAAGAAAGCAGAAUUUCAAAAUUAUUCUGAUGAGGUAAACAAGAAGAUUAACAAUAUGAAUGAAUCUGUUCGGACGACCUGUGCUAAAAUUGAUCAGCAAGUUAAAACCAUCUGUGAUGACGUCACUAAAAGAGGUGAACAAUUAAAAUUGGAAGUAAACAGCACGUGCAAAGAAGCAGAACUGAAGAUGAAGAAGAUCGCUGAUGAUACAAAUAAACUUAUAGUUCAGAUCGAGAAGGUCACGGAGAAUAUAACUAAUAUUCUGAAUGCCGAUUCAAUGCAUGACGUAUUAGAUGCUUUACGCGAUACACGAAAACAACAAGAUGUCUGUCAAUCACACGAUUUGACCAUGCCAUGUGACGUGAGAAGUGAAUUCGACCAAGGACAGGUAAUUACCAGUACAUCACAACAAAUGCUAGGCACUCUUCAGAUUUUACGUGGACCAUUGGAAUAUAGUUUUAGUCCAAGAUUGUUAUAG